AUGGACGUUCCGGGCUUCGCUUUGAUAACUGGAGCCGCAUCCGGGAUCGGUAGAGCAUGCGCGAAGACCUUCGCAAAGGACGGCGUCGCUGGUCUGGCACUGCUAGAUCUCAACCACGAUGCGUUGAUGGCCGUCAAGGCCGAGGUGGAAGCCACGAAGAAUCGCCAAUCUGACAUCCCCUGCCAAGUCGAUGUGUACGUGGUGGACGUGACGAAUGAAGACCAGGUCAACCAGGUGGUCAACGACGUAGCGACGAAGUUCGGCCGUCUCGACUACGUGGUCAACGCUGCUGGGAUCGCUAUGAAACACCCAGGCGGCGCUGCGUUUGCCGAGACUCAGGAUUGGAAGCGCAUCCUGGACGUCAACCUUACCGGUACAUUCUUCGUCUUGAGGGCAGCGGCCAGGGUCAUGCUGAAGCAGGAGCCCAUCCUCUCCAGCAUCGACGGGCGACCCUUACAACGUGGCUCCAUCGUCACUUUCGGAUCAAUUCAGGCAGCGGUCGGAAUCCCCCUGUCAACGGCCUACACGGCUGCAAAACACGGAGUCGUCGGCCUGACCAAGACGGCGUCGGAGGAUUAUGCCAAAGACGGACUGCGGAUCAAUGCCAUCUGUCCGGGCUGUACGGAGACGCCAAUGACGACAAAGUCGCCGCUGGUCUUACAAGCAAUGAUGGAGCGCGUCAAUACUGCUGUGCCCAUGCAGAGGAUGGGCAAUCCCAACGAGAUUGCAGAUGGGGUGGUGUACCUGUCCGGGGGAUGCAAUUCUUUCGUCACUGGAACAACGCUUUUCGUGGAUGGCGGCUAUACCGAGCGUCUCAUAGCCUUCAAUGGGUUGCUUCUCCACUUCUUUCGGCUCCUGCACGUGCGUCGAAGCGGUGAGUGA
Messenger RNA from Exophiala xenobiotica, 882 nucleotides. RefSeq lists its product as uncharacterized. The record is from RefSeq and is a predicted model, not a curated record. The coding region runs from base 1 to 882 and encodes 293 amino acids. Gene Ontology annotation, molecular function: oxidoreductase activity, acting on the CH-OH group of donors, NAD or NADP as acceptor. Lineage: Eukaryota; Fungi; Ascomycota; Eurotiomycetes; Chaetothyriales; Herpotrichiellaceae. The transcript has 2 exons.